AGCCUCAUCUCUUCACCUAUGGCUACUGAUCAGAAACGAGGGCUCCUGAUUGUAUUCGAAGGGCUCGAUCGGUCCGGCAAGUCGACACAAGCCAAGCGACUCGUUGAGUCCAUCAACAAAAAAUCCACAGAAUCCGGAGAUGCUUCAUCUUCCCCAUCAGCCGUUCUUCAAGCUUUUCCAGAUCGUUCCUCUUCAAUUGGAAAGCUAAUUGAUCAAUAUCUCAGAAAAGAAAUUGAUAUGGAUGAGCACGCACUUCAUUUACUCUUCUCUGCUGAUCGAUUUUCAAAGAAUCAAAUGAUCCGUGACAACAUUGCUAAAGGAAUCGAUGUGAUCUGCGAUCGGUAUUGCUAUAGCGGAGUUGCAUAUUCAUUGGCUAAAGGUCUUCCCGAGCAAUGGGUCCGCUCUUCCGACGUUGGACUUCCAAAACCCGACGCAGUUCUCUUUUUUGACGUUUCCCCGGAAGUUGCAGCUCAACGUGGUGGAUUCGGAGAGGAACGCCUCGAGACAGCAACAAUUCAACAGAAGGUUGCUGCUGUGAUGCCGACUCUUCGGGAUGAUGCCUACUGGAAAACCGUGAAUGCUGAUGGGGAUUUGGAUUCUGUUGAAAAAAAUGUUUUUCGGAUUUACGAGAAUCUCGAUAGAGAGAAACCAUUCGAGUCGCUGGAGAAAAUCUGAAAUCUGAAAAUAAACUGAAUCCCAAACCCUCUCAUAAUCUGAAAAAUCUACAAACUCUUUCACUUUUUCAAACCAUAAUUGAUCUAUUUCGCAAUAUCUUACAUUCCAUUUCAUGUAUUUGAAGAAUAAUUUAUUCAUUCAUUAAUUUAUUUAUUUUAUUAAUAUCCUUGGCACAAAAUAAAGAACAUCUUGUUU
Caenorhabditis elegans is the source of this 870-nucleotide messenger RNA. RefSeq names its product Thymidylate kinase (gene dtmk-1). Gene Ontology annotation, biological process: dTDP biosynthetic process; dTTP biosynthetic process. The transcript has 5 exons. The record is from RefSeq and is marked reviewed. The coding region runs from base 19 to 675 and encodes 218 amino acids. Lineage: Eukaryota; Metazoa; Nematoda; Chromadorea; Rhabditida; Rhabditidae. Gene Ontology annotation, molecular function: dTMP kinase activity; ATP binding.